Messenger RNA from Klebsormidium nitens, 5070 nucleotides. The record is from the annotation of a GenBank genome assembly. Lineage: Eukaryota; Viridiplantae; Streptophyta; Klebsormidiophyceae; Klebsormidiales; Klebsormidiaceae.
AUGGUGGCUGCGCUCACAAACGAGUGCAGCGUGUACAAGGAGCGCAAGAGCCGCCGGUGGUUUGUUUGCCAGGAGGACAAUGAAUCCCCUCUCAUCUGCAAAACCUGCAAUGCAACAGAUGCAAAGAGAAAAUCAGAGCCCCCGCCCCCUCUGAUGUGUACGAUCGUCCAAAAGGGUGGCAAAACGAUUGGGUACGCGCGUCCCAACCCUGAAGCAACAAUCAAGAGGUCUGCAGCAAUCUUUAGGGCUUCACAAGACGAGGCGCAGGGUGUGAUUGAGACCACAAGCAUCUCACCAACCGCUGAGAACCUUGGCAAGACAUCAGUCAAGCUCAAGGACUCGGCCCCGGAAGAAAAUGCAUCGGCGCCUGAGAAAGUGGCCGCAUUGGGUGGGCAGCAAGAGGGAAGCGCGGUGCCAAUGGACUUGCCCUCGUCAGCCGGGCAGGAAAGCGAGCAGCACAGAGGAGAAGAAGCGGGAGCAGUUCAGAGGGGAGGGGUUCUCGCUCCAGCCGGCGUGCAAGAGUGGGACUUGCGCACUGCGGCAAUGAGCAGCAUGACAUUAGAUGGAGAGCACUUUGGUGCAAAGCAUGCGAAAAGAAAGACGGCGGUGGAAGCAGAGGUGGAAGUCGAGGCGCCAGAGAAGAAGCGAUCGCUUCGGGAGAUUCACAAGCGCUCCGCAAAGCGAGGGCCUGAUCCCACCCCAGACAGUGCCCUUGCAGCAGAACACUCGGAGGAAGAAUGUGAUGUGGACAUUGAGGGGGCCGCUGACGCUGUGGGGCAGCAGUGCGUUGGGUGCGGGGUGACGGAGUCGAGGAGGUGGUAUGGGGGCGGGAACACGUGCAGCAAGUGUUACAACCGCGAGUACGAAAGGAACAGGAGGGCGCGGAGCGGGGGCAAUUCAGCGGAGGGGAGCGUGCCGCACAACGAGGGGCCAACAGUCGCAGCACUGGAGCCUUCCCCAAAUCAGGGUUUGCAGAAGGAGACAGAAAGCAGUGAACCCACUGGAGACUUGAAGCGGAAACGAGGGAGGCCGCCAGUGGGUGCGCCCAAGUCCUCAGGCAAGAAGGAGGUGGCGGCAGAAGCGUACGAACCUGGGCGGUGCGCUGACUGCGGAACACGCCGGAAGACACCCCAAUGGCAUGCGGGCGCAGGGGGAGCGAAGACGCAGUGCCAAAAGUGCCACGACCAGGGACCCGGGGGGGUUUCGAAAGAGGAUGGGCCUUCACCAAACGCAGCCGGGGGUAAAAUACCGUCGCCAGAGAUGAAGGCUGCCCCGGAAAAGGUUCCUGGGGAGGGGAUCCCCCUGACUGGCGCGCUUGUGAGUCGGCGGGUUGAAGUCUGGUGCCCUAUUGACAACAGAUUCAAUGCGGGCCGAGUUGUGCGCUUCACCAACUACAACAAAUGGCACCAGGUGCGGUACGACGAUGGAACCAAGGAGGUCCUGAAUCUCGCAAAAGAGCGGUGGAAGCUUCUCCCACGAAAUCACGAGAACGGAGAUGAGAAACAAAGGACGAGCGAAAAGAAGGGGCCAGAACAAGACGAGGGGCCGGAAGAAAAGGGGGCUUCAGGAGAAGUGGCGAUGCGGGGAGGCGAUGCUGACGGGGAAGACUCUGGAGUGGACAGCAGCCUGCCCAUUAGCAACUGGGCAAAACACGCAAUUGGGACCUCCAAGCUGAACGCGAAGCGCAAGAAGGCACAACGGAAAGAAGCCGCUGCCGAUGCGCCAGGCAAAAGCGGCCGCCGUGAAGUGGGGGGUCCGGCAACGCGCUUUGGAUCUGGGGGCGUGAACGCAAAAGAGGGAGGGGCAGGGGGGGUGCUUGCGGCUGAGAGUGGGCCCCCCUGUUUCGGGAAAGCUCCGGCGAUGUUGGGGGAGGUCUUGGAGCUGGUGUUCGAAAAGGAGCGGCGGGAGGGCGCUGCAAACGAGCUGGAGGGCGGGCCUGAAGGGCUGAGAAAGCCAUCGGGAGGGGGGCUGCAAAUGAGCGGCGACAAAACGGCCAGGAGCGGAGCCGGAGAAUGGGCAAGCGGUGCGGCUGUGGGUGCAGGCCAAGGGGACACGGUACCAGAGGACGCGUCUCACGAGCAAGAUCCAUCUCGAGGCUUGGCCAGCGGACGCGUCGCACCUACUAUCCCGCCCUCUGAGCUUCCCGACCGGAAAGUCGCUGACGGACCCCUUCCUCAGGAUGCGGGGCGUGGGCGCAGCUCAGAAGUGGUCGAGGAGAAGCCUGGAGUUACAGCAGACACACCAACCGCAGCGGCUGGAGGCGACGGUCCCCCUUCGACCAAUGCGGUGGACGAUUCACUCAAGGCCCAACCCAAGCCCUCGGACGUGAAAGACCUGCAGUCGGAUGGACUGCGGACGGCAACAGCAGAACCGAAGGGUGCGCGGGCGGAUGAGACGCAGAUUGAAGACCUGCGAAGUGAAGAAGCGGAGCUCGACGAACGGCAGAAGGGAGGAGUGGCUGAGGGGCCACGUGGCAGCAGCAGGAAGCGGUGCGCGUCGUGCGGGGUGACCAAGUCGAGGCGGUGGUACGGCGCGUCAGCAGGCACGCGCAAGUGCAGCAAGUGCUAUGACAGAGAUCACGGGUCGAAGAACAAAGCGCGGAAGGGGAGCGGUGGGGAGAAGAAGAAUGUGCCUGGCGAUGAGGAAGGCGGGUCUGGAGGGCUCACGAAGAGUCGUAAGCGCCAGCGUAAAGACGGUCUCACCGCUGGGGAGGCGAAGACGGCGGGCGCUGCUGUUGGUGGCGCGGAAGUACAGCCUGGAGGCGUCACUAAGAAGGGGCGGAAAGCCGGAAUAACGGACGGGGUGAAAAGAGAGGAGGAGGAAGAGACGGAAGGCGCUGCUGAGGAGGAAGAGGUGGUGACGAAGGGCGGAGCUAAAAGAGGGAGGAGGGAGAAGUCACGAGACGGUGUGAGAGGAGAGACGGCCGAAGGGGCUCAAGGCGCCAUUGACGGGGGUGCAAAGGCGGAUGCGGACAUCAAGGUUCCGAAGGCAGGAAACAAGAUUCGAUCAGGGAAGGGCACGGACCUGGGGGAGGAACAGGGAACGGAGGGCGCUGCAAAACGUGGGGAGGCGGUAGAGGUGGCAGGCACGUUCCAGGGGCAAAUGAGUUCGAAAAAAGGCAGCGAUGCAGAGGGGGGGAGUGCGCCCGUGUUAGGGACUGAGCCGGGGGAUCCCCCUGCAGGACAGGGCCUGCAAGGCUUCGUUGGCAAAGUGUCGGAGGGUUUGUUUGAAGCGGGGAAAGAACGUGUGGCAAAGGCGGAUUGGGGCGAACGGCGGGAAGGUGCAGACAAUGGGGCAAGCGAUGCAGGGACGGGGACAGAUGGGCACGCGGCCGACGCUGACAGGGAAGGCGUGGUGAAGGGGAUGGCAGGGGUUUCUCGCAAGGAGAGCUUCUACAAAGGAUUGGAGUCAGCGCAUGGUUCGCCUGUCCUUUCUCCCCCAAUCAAAGCUACCAACCGGCAUUCUACUGCGGGAACAAAUUCAACCCCAAGCACGGAAGCAGCAGCGCCCAAAGAAGAUCUCCGAUCGGCUCAACCCGGCAGCAAAGCGCUGGCAGAGAAUGAGCCCGGGGAUAGCGACCCGUUGGCACGUGAGAAGAAGCGGAGCAGCACGGAGAAGCCUUCCGGACAGCCUAGCGCGGAAGAAGCAGGCGGAGCCAUCAGAGAGGGUGAGGGAAAGCUGGUCGCCCGGAAGAAGGCACUGGGACUGGCGGCCAAGUCGACAGAGGUAGCAGGGAAGGGCGACCCGGCAGGUGGUGUCUCGGUAAAAGCAGCGGGAGUGGAGAGUGCUCGCACUGAGGAAGAGAGCGCCAGCGCGGCAUUGAGGGGCGGCACCGUCAAGCCAGUGGGGAAGGGCGCUGGCCUGGACGUUGGGAAGGGUUCUGAUGUCAACGCGGGGUUGGAUGCUGACGGAACGAAGGAGGGGAGAGCCGACGGUUUAAAUGAGGGAGAAGGGGACGUUGCAUCGGACCAGAGCGCUGACACCCCAACGAAGAAAGAUCUCCUGGCUGCAAUUGAGCGGGAGCUGCAGGAGAGGGAGCGUGUGGUCGAGGCGAGCACCUUGCUCGGGGGUUCCCCCGCCGAGAAGCCGCCGAAGCACAGCUCAAUGCCCCAGCCGGCGGUCCUGCACCUGGAGAAUGAAACUGCUAGCCUCAUUUCUGGGGGCCCGGAUGUUCCUCCCAGGGCUGCUGACGUUGCUGCCGGGGCUGCUGACGCCACUGGGCGUUCCGGCGCUGACCAUUCGGAGGAGCGGGUCCCUGCCGCAAAUGGAACGGCGAUGACCUCGCCCAUCGCACAGCCGGAGCUGGGGUCAAAGGAGCGGACUGAUGUGGGGCAGAGGGGCGAAGGUCUGGAGAGCGGGGCUGCUGACGUCACAGCGGAGGGAUGUGCUGACGGCACACAGGGGGAUAACGGGCCGGACAGGAAGGAGGACAAUAACGGAGGGGAGCAAGGGCACAACUCUGGAGAGAACGGUGCGCAAGGACAACAAAUACGGGGUUCGCAAGAUCUCAGGGAAACGAGCGGAGGCGAAGCACCACGACCGACCAUUCAGGGCGACCAGGCUGGGCCUUCGCAGCAGGCAGCAAGAGACAAGCUUUCCGAGCCGGAAAGCGGAGGACCGUCCGAAGAGCGCGCCGGCGGUGUGUCGUCAGCCUCUCCCGGGGUUCUGCAGGAGCGCCCAGGAACAAUCCCCGAGCCCUGGGCUGAAAUCGUCGGCGCUCUGAGGGGGCUGAUCCGCGUGACCGAGGACAGUGGCCGGGUGGUCGCGGCGCGGUUGGACACGCUUCUCGAAGCGCUCGAGCCGGCGCAAGGGGGUGGAACGAGGCAGGGGGCCCAAACAACCAGGGCCGCAGCUUUUGAGGCCGGGGCGCCGAGCACUGGGCCUUCCCUCGGGGAAGCCACGCCUCCCGAAAGUCCUGGACAGGUCCCCGAGGCUGCCGCCCGGGGAGGUGAAGUCAGCAAAGGCCGGUCAGAGGAGUCGGGAUGGGGGCAAUGCAGCGCCCGGAAAGUCCUGAGGAUGGUAGCUGGUAGUCAACUGGACCAGGCGAGUGCAGAAUUUGAGUUGUUGUGA